Molecule: messenger RNA, 3529 nt
Organism: Phalaenopsis equestris
Lineage: Eukaryota; Viridiplantae; Streptophyta; Magnoliopsida; Asparagales; Orchidaceae
Exons: 5
Coding region: 121-3222 (1033 amino acids)
Source: RefSeq, a predicted model, not a curated record
UAGAAAACUUGGUCGCUUAUUGCUAAGUUCCUACCAGGUAAUAAGAAUACGAGAUGGUCAUUCCGCGGCUCCGGCGAAGCAGCAGCAGCGAACAACUCCAAAAACAGGAAUGUUUCAGGCAUGGAAACUGCAGCAAAAACAUGGCUUGGGAACAGAAACAAAGUUUCUCCAUUAUUGGAAGGAGGAGGUUCAGAACAGAUUGUUCCCUAUGGGAGAAGCAGAAGCAGAGAGCAGACUAUUGAUUUAUCAAUGGCGCUUGCUAUGGCUCUCAGCAAUGGCGGGAAGCUCCAAAAUAUUGAAAUUAUGGGCAGUCCCAAUGCAGGAAGGAAGAUUGUGCUGCACAUGGAUGGUGGGAUGGGUUCUAAGUUCCCUCAAAUAGGAGAAGUGGUCAAAGGUGUGCAAAAUCUUAAUAUGAUACUUAAGGCGUGCUCUAAUGGGUUUAGUUUCAGCAGAGAUUUUGCAGAAAUUGGGGGAGAAUUGCUUAAAGGGGCCAUGGAUCUCGAGGAAUCAUUGAAAAUGCUAAUGAAGAUUCAAAACGCUUCGGAUUACAUGGUCGGUUCACAGAAAAAGCAGCAGUUAAAAUUGCUGAAAGGGGAAGAGGAAGAAGAUGAGACCCAGCGGACGGCGGGGAGCAGGACCAAGUUUUCUUUUAUCAGAGAGCGCCGCGGUGCCGGAGUUUCGGAGCCAAAGAAAAAGUCUGCAUCUGAAGAUGAAAAGUCGAGGUAUUUGGGGUCGAACUCCAAUGGCAAUUCAUCCAAAAGUUCCAUACAGUUCAUUUCGCAUGUCAGAUCUAUAAGCGGUGGCUCAGGUUUCAAGUCUGAUGCUCCAGCUGUGAGACAUGGAAGUCAGGAAUUGGUAAGACUGUCAACUAAUGGAGUUUCUUCUAUUUCAAAAUACAAGGACGAUGAAAAGGUUAGGAUACCAAAUAUCAUAGCAAAACUAAUGGGCUUAGAAGAGCUUCCAGCACCAAAAGAAGCAAAGAGCAACGAAAUGCGGAAAGCUCCACAGUUGAAAGAGAUGAGCAGCAAGUUGGUGGAAAUUGAUAAAGAUUUCAACAUGAAGGAGGUUACUGUGAUAGCUAACUCUACGAAAAAAAUGCUAAAUCCUGAUGCACAAGAAAGAGGAAUGAAUGAUAUAGUAAGGAACAACUCAAGAAAUUCAAAAAUCUCGCAAAAUUCAAGUCCAGCAUCACAAGAUUCACUGAAGAAAUGCAUCGGAAAUAGCGCGCAGAUGGAUGUGAACAACAUAGAUCACAGAAGUGAAUUUACAAUUACAAAGCAACAAAUGAAAGGAAGAAAUGAGCAUAUUACUCCGGCAGUUGGGAAUUCUUUUACAGAUCACAGGAAUGAUAAAGGGGUUAGAAAAAAGGAUGAAACAGUAAGCAGAGAGGAAAAAACAGCUAGAAAGCAACCAAGGACUGAUAAAAUUUCGCAGAUUGGUUCUUCAGUUAAGAUUGAAAACUCAGAUCACGAACAGAAAUGCAAUAUGGCGAUUUCAGAUGCAAAAUAUGACAAUGUUGGGAAGAUGGAAAUGAUUCAGGUAGAGGACGGGUCGGUUUUAAAGCAACAAAGAAAAGCCCAAACGAUAUCUGUUGUUUCUAAUCAAUCUCACAAUGAAAGAUACAGCGAGCAGAUGCAACAUCUUCAAGUCCUGCAAACUGGAGAAAGAAUUAAAGAAACUAAUGCUGAAAAGAAGUCUGGUACAAAAGGUGAGUUGCAGCCCUCCACAGCAAAUAAAAAACUCAUCAAGAAGUCAAAGGACAUUGAGAAACAUCCUAAUGAGAUGAGGGCAAAGAAACAGUCCGGUAAAGGUGUCGAUUCAAAUAAAAAUGAUUUAAUGAGUAAAACUGGCAGGCAAUCGAGAAAAGAAAAUCUAAAGAUCAUUUCUGAUGGAGCAAAUAUAAGGAACAAAAACACUCAGAACCAUUAUAGAGGAAAUAAUUUGAAUGAACAAAGCCUGUAUAAAAGAUUGCCAUUGAACAGCGAUACAGGACUGGAAAAGAGGGCCAGAACCUCAAUGAAAGCAAUAGUCAUGAAGAAACCUACACAGAUUCAAUCAGUACAAAAAGUAAAUAUCCUAAAGGUAACAGAACAAGACAUCUAUAGGAGAAGCUUGGUAGAAGUAACCUUACAAAAGAAAUCUCUGGACGUAAGUCAGGCCAUGGAACAGAGAAGUUCCAUUUUAGAAGAACUAGAGUACAGAUGGAAGGAAAGAAAUAAGAAAGUGGAAGGAGUGGAUAGAGAUUCUGACACAAGCCUGGAACUCAACAUGCGGCAAAAUAUUGAAAUUAGUUUAGUAAAUCUUCCAGAAGACGAUGGCAACAAGGAAAUCACCAUUUGGAAUCCUAUUUCAGGAGAUGAUACAAAAGCUUGCACUUGCAGCAGCCCUCUCACCAGAGAUACAACCAUCGAAGCCAAAAUGGAUCAGUCAAUACAAGAAGAAAUAAAUGUGAAAGCUGAAAAGGAAAAUAGUGGUUAUCAGGUUCCAGAAAGGUCUGGCAUCACCAUGACAGAUUUUGUAGACAAGUGUUCCCAAGAAGACCCCACACAGAAAUUUCAAGAAAUACGAUCCAGCUAUACAGAAAACGGAGAAGAAGAUUAUAGCAGAUCAAUGCAACUCAACAGCAGUAAAUCUAUAAUACAUGAGGAUCCAACAAUGGUGGAUGCAGAUCAGCAAGCGGUACUUACAAAAGAUGAAGGCGCCCUCAAGAAAAUGCUCAUAACCAGCCAAAACUUCCUGAGUGCAGCACAAUCACUUUUCCAAGUUAACAUUCCUGUUGAACUACUUCAAGCAACUACAGCUGAAAGUUCAGAUAAAGACGCCAGAUUUAUCAUUGAUUGCGGAUAUGAAUUGCUAGGAAGAAAAGGCAAAAGAGAAGAGCUAAGUUGCUUUUCCAGGAAAGGGUCUCUCGCACCUUUGAAGAGAAAAAAUUUAGACAUAUUAAUCAAAGAGGUGAAUGCUGAUCUCGAAAGCUUGAAGUACCAAAUUAAUGGUGAGGGGUGUGAUGAUGAUCUUGCAAUCUGCCUCAACAAGAUGAUAGAGAAAGACAUCCAGAACUGGCAUCCAGACAUUAACUGUUUAUGGGAUUUUGGUUGGGGCAGCAACACAUUUGUCUGCUUGGAAAAAAAUGAAAUAGUAAUGGAUGUGGAAAAAUCUGUGUUAAAUGGGCUACUAAACGAAUUAAGUAGGGAUUUACUAAAUGUAAGCAUCAGCAUAGUCUGAAAAUAGUUUAUUAAAAUAUAAUGUUAAAAGAACAUUGAUUUUUGGAGAAUCUUAGUUAAGAGUUUUGUACGACGUCUCUUCAAUGGGAUGUUUAUAAAGAAUACAUGUGAGGUAUGGGUAUGCUAAGCUAGGGUUAGUGAGAAGUAAAGAGGCUGAGAGUUAUGAAUGAAGGAGAAGCCUAGAAUUUCAAACAAGGGUGGAAGCUGGCAGUUUCAACUUGGAGAAGCCUUGAAUUUGAAUUUGGGAGAGAGCCUUGAAAUCUUCAUUGUGUGGCCCGUCCAAGAAUUUAGUUUGCAUGAUUUGGCCG